Molecule: messenger RNA, 1257 nt
Organism: Orbilia oligospora ATCC 24927
Lineage: Eukaryota; Fungi; Ascomycota; Orbiliomycetes; Orbiliales; Orbiliaceae
Exons: 5
Coding region: 1-1257 (418 amino acids)
Biological process (GO): fatty acid beta-oxidation; phenylacetate catabolic process
Cellular component (GO): peroxisome
Molecular function (GO): acetyl-CoA C-acyltransferase activity
Source: RefSeq, a predicted model, not a curated record
AUGGCCGCCCAGCGUCUGUCCCAACUCUCGAACCAGAUCUCUGGUGUCCCAUCCAAUGCUCGCGAUGCCUUGCUUGCAAAAAACCCCGAUGAUAUUGUCAUAGUUUCGGCACUAAGAACGGCCCUCACCAAGGGUGGUAAGGGUGGAUUCAAGGACACGGCUGGGGCUGACCUUCUUGCUGGUGUUUUGAGGGGUGUGAUCCAAAAAUCGGGUAUCAACCCAGAGUUAGUCGAGGACAUCGCCGUCGGCAACGUUCUUGCUCCUGGUGCCGGUGCUACCGAGUUCCGGGCAGCCGCCAUUGUUGCCGGUUUCCCAGUUUCAACCGCCGUUAGAUCACUCAACAGACAAUGUUCGAGCGGUCUUCAAGCAGUCGUCGACAUCGCCAACCAAAUCAAAGCUGGUAUGAUUGAUAUCGGUAUCGGUGCUGGUUGCGAAAGCAUGUCGCAGAAUUACGGACCAGGUGCAGUUUCCGAAUUCUCUCCAUUGUUGGACGGGAAUGUCGAGGCAGCCAACUGCAAAGUCCCAAUGGGUCAGCUCUCGGAAGCUAUGGCCAAAGACAGGGGUGUUAGCAGGGCUUCACAAGACAAAUUUGCCGCUGAAUCCUUCCAAAAGGCCGAGAGCGCCCAGAAAGCCGGUCUCUUUGAUGAAGAAAUCGUCCCUCUCACUGUGUCCUUCGAGGAUCCAAAGACUGGCGAGACUAAGCAGAUCGUAGUGGCUAAGGAUGAUGGUAUCCGCCCCGGAAUGACCGCCGAAUCCCUCGGCAAGAUCCGACCAGCCUUCGCGAAGGAUGGAUCUAUCCAUGCCGGUAAUGCCUCUCAGGUUUCGGACGGCGCUGCUGCCGUAUUAUUGAUGAAGCGCUCCAAGGCUGAGCAACUUGGCCUUAAGAUCUCGGGCAAGUACGUCACAGCGGCUGUCGCUGGAGUUCCACCACUUUUGAUGGGGGUUGGCCCAUGGAAGGCUAUUCCCAAGGUUUUGGAGAAGACCGGCAUCAGCAAGGAUGAUGUUGAUAUCUACGAAAUCAAUGAGGCAUUCGCUUCGCAGUGCUUGUGGUGUGCUAACGAGCUCGGAUUGGAUCAAAACAAGAUCAACCCCAAGGGAGGGGCUAUUGCAUUUGGGCAUCCGUUAGGAUGCACCGGUGCGAGGCAAAUCGCGACAUUGCUACCGGAGCUGAAGAGGACAGGCAAGAAAAUUGGAGUUACUAGUAUGUGUAUCGGAACAGGAAUGGGGCUGGCGGCGGUGUUUGUGAACGAGGCAUAG